Sabethes cyaneus is the source of this 1787-nucleotide messenger RNA. Its product is annotated as zinc finger protein OZF-like. Gene Ontology annotation, biological process: regulation of transcription by RNA polymerase II. Gene Ontology annotation, molecular function: RNA polymerase II cis-regulatory region sequence-specific DNA binding; DNA-binding transcription activator activity, RNA polymerase II-specific. The coding region runs from base 72 to 1787 and encodes 571 amino acids. The transcript has 3 exons. NCBI's taxonomy places the organism in Eukaryota, Metazoa, Arthropoda, Insecta, Diptera, Culicidae. Gene Ontology annotation, cellular component: nucleus. The record is from RefSeq and is a predicted model, not a curated record.
UGGAAUUGUUAUUAACAUAAUUGCAAUUGCUAUCAAUAUAAUUAAUGGAUAAACGUAAAUAAUGCGAUAAGAUGGCUACAUCCUCUGAAAUAUAUAAAUAUAGCGAAACUGAGUCAAAGCCAAAUCUCGCCGAAACCGUCCUAGGAGAUUGCAUCAAAGUUGAGAUUCCAAGCAUAAAUCCCGCCAAAGGAAAUGACAUUGGCAACACCCCUCAAACGGAUCCGGGCACUAAUCUACCGCACGCGUGCGAGAUCUGCCACGAAUCGUUUUUCACUCCAUAUGGCUUGAAAAUGCAUUUAAUGGCCCAGCACAACGCCUACAUGUGCAACGUUUGUGAUCUUCUCUUCACUGACUACGCCCUACUCAGAAAGCAUCGUAAAACUCACCCCAUCCUGAAGCGAAAGGCAAAAAAUGAGCAGCGUUUCAUCUGCUCCAUAUGCGGGGUUAAUUUCGCGGAGGCAAUCUUGCUGGACAAUCACCGCAAAAGCGUCCACCCGGCGGAGAAAAGGUACGAAUGUGACACCUGUGGGCAGAAGUUUACCACCGACGCAAAACUGGACAAGCACAUGCUGGUGCACACGGAUAAAAAUCCUAAUUUUUGCGACAUCUGCGGGAGCCAUUUCACCACGAACUCCACUCUGCACACACACCGGAAGCGAGUGCACUCGCUGCAUGCACCCUAUCAGUGUCCGCACUGUAAGGAAAGUUUUAAAAACAACGACGAGCUGCUGCAGCACGGGUUCGUUCACCGUAAGCGGGAUCAUCUCGAGUGUAAGCUGUGCGGUAGGAAAUUCUACCAGCGGCAAAGCCUGGCUGGUCACAUGAAAAAGGUACACGAGAGCCAAGCUUCAACGCCCCAAAUGAAAUUGAGUGAACAGAAGUCACAACCGCCUGACGGCGAAAAUCCCCCGUUGAAACCAUUCCAGUGUGACAUUUGCGGUAAAGCAUUCCGUCUAAAGGCACUGCUAACGGCGCACAAAAAGUGCCACACGGAUGCGAAACCGUUCGUGUGCGACAUCUGUGGCAAGGAGUUCCGGAUGAAGAAAAUGCUCCGAGCUCACGAGCCGGUGCACACCAAGGAGCGACCGUACACGUGCAACAUCUGCAACAAAUCAAUGGCUUCACGAGGUUAUUUAACAAUUCACAUGCGCAUUCAUACUGGUCAACAUUUGCACAGAUGUGAGCUGUGCAACAAAGGAUUCCAGAAUCGGCGGGAAUUGCUGGGCCAUCACCGAGGGGUGCACACCGGUGAACGGCCGGAAGAGUGUGAUAUUUGCGGGAAAACGUUCGUGACCCGGGGGCGAAUGCUGCAGCAUAGGCACCUACAUACGGACGAAAAAACUCAACACUGCGACGAAUGUGGCAAAGCGUUUCGCACUCCGCAGCAGCUGCGAAGGCACCGGACGAUUCACACCGGAAAGAGCAUUGCCGAUUGUGAGAUUUGCGGCAAGGGUUUCCUGGACAAGCACUACCUCAAGAUACACAUGGUGAUGCAUACGGAUGGAAAGCUACCGCACCGGUGCGAGCUGUGCGAGAAAUCGUUCUCGACCAAGGGUAAACUGGCAACGCAUCGUGGGAAAUGUCACGAGUGUAAAUUUUGCGAGUUAAAAUUUACGCGCGUUGCGGAACUUCGCAGCCACGAGUGCGUUUGUUCGGCGGAGGAUACUUACCGCUGCGAUGACUGCAGCCAAGGGCCAUUUAUAGCGAAAGAGUUGGUUGAGCAUCGUUUGUUGCAGCACAGUGCUGAUAGUGGCACCGUAGCGGGGAUAGAGGGGGGACACGAGUAA